GGUCACGUGAUCGACAAUUACAAAAUGGCAGAAGGGGAGUGAUCGCUUCCUCUCCCAGAACGCACACAAAUUUGUUUGUUGGUGUUGUGCUUUCACUUUAACUAGGGACAUACUUUGAACCGAAAAGAUGCAUUUUUCAAUACCGGACACGCAAGAAUGCAAGGAUGACAGUGGAUCUUCCUAUACAUCCUACAACAUGUAUAUCAAUGGUGUGUUCCACUGUUCUGUAAGAUUCCGACAACUACAUCAGUUUCAUGAACAGUUGAAGAAAGAAUUUGGUGCUUCGUCUCUUCCCCCAUUCCCUCCAAAGAAGUUCCUCCCUCUGAGUCCCCCCCAAGUGGAGGAGAGGAGGAACAUGCUGGAGCACUACGUUCAACUGGUGAGCCAAGAUACAGAGAUAGCAAACAGUGAACGCUUCAAUGGAUUUCUUCUCAGUGCACAACAGGAGACUCAGAAAGAGGAGGCAGAGCGGGUCACGCUGGAUGUGUUUCUGAUGAAUGGUCAUAAGAUUGUGGUCAACAUCCUCUCAACUGACCAGACCGAGGAUGUGCUGGAGAAAGUUGCAUCACAAAUUGAAAUACCAGAUCAAUAUGUGUACUAUUUUGGUAUAUUUCUGGUGAGGAAAGAAGAAGGGGGAGACAAUUCAAUUGUAAGAAAGUUCCAAGAUUUUGAAUCACCCUACAUUUCCUUAAAGGCAGCUAAUAAGGAAGGAGUCCAUCGAAUUGUCCUUAGAAAAAGUUUCUGGGACUCCUCCUUUGAUGACGACCUCAUGGAUAACAAGAUCACCAUGAACCUUUUGUACGUCCAAACUGUGAGUGACAUUGAACGCCAGUGGAUACUUGCCACCAAAGACCAGCUGAAGCAUCUUGCCACGCUCAACCAGAAAGGGUCCAAGAAGGAGUACCUGCGCCUAGCGCGAACACUCAAGUACUACAACUACAUUCAGUUCCGGCCAUGCAAUACCGACUACCCCAACCCUAACUCCCGCGUCCUCAUAGCAGCAGGGAACAAGGAGCUCAACUUCCGUGUACAGGUUGACAAUCAAAUGAAAGAAGGCAGCUUUAAAAUUACACGGAUGAAGUGUUGGCGAAUUACAACAACGUUUCCCGAUGAUCAGGAGGAAGGGACAAAGGACUCUAAGCCAAACUUGGAGUUGUCAUUUGAAUAUUUGAUGGCCAGGGAUUCCUUGAAGUGGAUUACGAUCACAAGUGAACAGGCAAUGUUGAUGAGUAUGAGUCUACAGGCAAUGGUGGAUGAGCUUAUCAUGAAGAAACAAGGACGAAAAUUCAAGAAGCCUUCAGACCGACUGAAGAACCCAUCUCGAGGUGUGGUGAGUGGGUUUGGUACCAACAGACAGUCUUCCUACGCAAAUGGAGAGCUGCCUCAGGAUAUUAUGGAGGAAAACCAAAAUGAAGAACAGAGUGCAAUAAACAAAGCAAUGGGGUCCAUGAAGAAGAUAUCAGAUAAACUAUCGAAGAGUUCUUCCAAGGCUGACAAUGGCCUAACAGAAAACACAGCAUUCGAAGGGAUAGGCGAUGAUGACUUGUGAUCACAACCAGUGAAGAAACAGACUAUUCCAGCCAUACUCAGUGGGACAUCCCUUCAGUCACACGCUAUAGGGCAGAUGAGGUUGAUGACACUGAUCAGGAAGCUACUCACUCUUGUUAGGCUUACAGGGAAGUUGUAUGUCUUGCUUUGGAAGCUGCGAAAUGUUGAAAUAGCGAGCUUGCCAAUGAUAAGGAGUGUCACAAUACAUUAAGGGGCGGUCGGGUAGCCUAGUGGUUAAAGCGUUUGCUCGUCACGCCGAAGACCCGGGUUCGAUUCCCGACAUGGGCACAAUGUGUGAAGCCCAUUUCUGGUGUCCCCCGCCGUGAUAUUGCUGGAAUAUUGCUAAAAGCGGCGUAAAACCAUACUCACUCACUCACUCAAUCACAAUACAUUAAACAGUACACCAUGAUACUAUGUGGCACAUGAUAAGAGACAAUGACAACAUUUACAUCUAGGAUAUCAGAGACUUUACUAGCUGUUAUCCUCAGUCAGUUUUUGAAACAUUUAGCAGUGAAAUCUGAAUGAUAAUAAAUUUAUGUUAAAAGCUGCGAAUUAAAAAAAUAUAUAAAUAAUUCGAGUUUGAAUUCAGUUAAAGGACAAAGUCUUUGAUCUUGAUUUACUUAUUCUUCAGAUUUCUCAAUCCAAUUGCAUCCAAUUUUGCAGUAUGUACAAAUGUUGUGUUGUAUCGAUACAAUGAUGAAUUGUGACUCCCCUUUCAAUAAUGUAUAAAUGUAGAGAGCAGUGAAUUGUAAAUAUGGCUAGACAGCUAGACAGUGAAUGUGAUGAAAUGUUUUCAAGUAUGCUCGCAAUGCAUCUGUGUCUCUUGCAAGUCUCAAGUCUUAACACUGAUUCAGGAUACAUCCGUGGAUGCUAUUGUAGUACCAUUGUUGAGAUGGAGGACUCUUUGGUCCUGUAGGCACUUUGGAAGGUGCAACUAAUUCAUUUUGAUUAAUAUUUGUAUGUUUUGAAUGGCAUAACAUGGUGCUAUAUUACCGGGUCCCCAAACACAGUUAUCAUGAAAGGAAGGUUGAAAUAUAGACAUGUAAAUUACAUUCUCAGUUUCAUCUACAUUUUAGAGAUUAGUACAGCCACACAAGGAAUGUGGCACAUACACCACAU
Molecule: messenger RNA, 2667 nt
Organism: Haliotis rufescens (red abalone)
Lineage: Eukaryota; Metazoa; Mollusca; Gastropoda; Lepetellida; Haliotidae
Product: sorting nexin-17-like
Exons: 16
Coding region: 128-1549 (473 amino acids)
Biological process (GO): signal transduction; intracellular protein transport
Cellular component (GO): early endosome
Molecular function (GO): phosphatidylinositol binding
Source: RefSeq, a predicted model, not a curated record